Molecule: messenger RNA, 7739 nt
Organism: Polypterus senegalus (gray bichir)
Lineage: Eukaryota; Metazoa; Chordata; Cladistia; Polypteriformes; Polypteridae
Gene: ltk
Product: leukocyte receptor tyrosine kinase
Exons: 29
Coding region: 1068-5507 (1479 amino acids)
Biological process (GO): protein phosphorylation; cell surface receptor protein tyrosine kinase signaling pathway; regulation of neuron differentiation
Cellular component (GO): signaling receptor complex; membrane
Molecular function (GO): ATP binding; transmembrane receptor protein tyrosine kinase activity; protein binding
Source: RefSeq, a predicted model, not a curated record
CACUCUAAAUGAUUUCCCUCAACUUAAAAAUUGCGAGAGGGCAGCAUGCAGAGCCACACAGAUGGCGUCCUCAGUUGGUCUUUCUUAUUUUACGCCGUACGUGAGGUUACGAUGGCGGGUCAAUAUACAGAUAGACGUUGUAAACCUGUAGGUAUAAAUAACAGUUACCUGUGUUCGUAGUUUUACAUUAAAUUUGUUUAUUUGCAGAUCUUGUCGAAACCCAUUACAUUACACUUUAGGUAGAAAUUUACACUGGUCAUAAAUCAGGUAUCUUAAUGCACUUAUGCAUUAGAUUUAGCUGGAAGGCGGCAAAGUUGAAGACAGUUAUCGUGAGAAUAAGUGGGAUUAGGUAAGAAGGCGCAACUUUUUUGAACAGUUGUAUUAAGAUAUUUAUAGAAUUGUUACGUUUUCAAAGUGCAAGAAUGUUUUAAAAUGUAAAUAUUAAGAUGACACAAACGCAGCAAGAAGACUUUAUGACAUUAGCUAAACGUUACGAGGAUCACUUGUCGAAGCCACUGUCUAAACUUUUGAGGUUUUUCUAAAAUAUUGCUGAUCUUUUAAAAUAAUUAUGUCAUCAAACGAUGUCUUACUGAGGCUGUAUAUAGACGUACCAAGUAAUACAAAAUAAAUUAUAUGUUAGUGUAGUGCCGGUUAAUGCGGGAUGAAUAUUUUUAGAAGUGAGGUGAAAAGAUUAAUAGCAGAUCCAACUACAUUUAUGUACAAGUAUGCCAAAAAGGCCUAUGGCGUGGAAGGCCGAGUCUUCAACCUGCAGCCGAACCCUUCUCUUUUUAGUCCACUGGAAUGAGAAACAUGGAAAUAAAGCCUAUCUAUACAAAAACAACGCGAACUCGUAAAUCGUAGUAACGACCAGAAUCAAUAACUUGACCUAUGAAUAUCUUUUUUCAGGAACCUAGGCUUUUCUCGCCGACGAGUCGUUACUUAUUUAUUAAGUGCCGGUACUAAACUGAAUGCAGAUUAGCUUUGAAACAGCCCAGAAGCCCCUACGCCAAGAAAUGCACUGAUGGUUCGCGCUCGACUUAAAAUGAACAGCGCCGUGGAAACGCAAAAUGAAGUUGGUAAUUCAUCCAGAAGCAAAUGUCUGUCAGGGAUUGACAGUCAAAUCACCUAAUAUGAGAUCUACCUCAACCUCCAACAUUAACCCUGGACAUGGACGCAUUGAAAUAUUGCAAGUUCCAGACCUGCUCUGUGACUUUGAGACUUCCUGUCCCUGGACUUUUUCCAAUUAUAGUGGCAAAGGAGACUGGCUGAUCAUGUCGCCACAGCAGCUCUGGCCCCACAUUCAUAUACCUCAACCAUCCACGGAUUACAGCAAAGGCACUUCUGAUGGACACUUUUUGCUUCUACUUCUGCACGGCAGUACAUCUGGGAUUUGUGAAUUCUCCCUGACAAGCCCUGUGGUGGUAACCAGCAAACCAGGGUGCCACCUGCAGCUGGCUUUUUAUCAUCCUGAAGCAGGAAAAGGAAAUCUGUCUGUCCAGAUCAGAGCAGCUGACAGCAAUGUGAUCACAGAUUCUCCACCACUGCAGAACAAAAAACUAGGUGUCAGAGGGCAGUGGGAGCUGUUGACAGCUCACAUUGGUGAGGUGCCUACUCCAUUCCGAAUCACUCUUCUUUACUCUGCCUGUGGGUGUGAGAGCCUGAGUAUUGUGGGACUUGACUCCAUUAGUCUUGUGGACUGCACACAAGAUGGAAGACAUCCAUGGCCUGGUGAAGAUGGUUGCACAACUGAUAAUUCCUUCCUUUGCGAGGUUGGCACGUGUAUCAACAAGAAAAGACUGUGUGACUUCCACAACGACUGCCCACUAGGAGAGGAUGAGGGUGCUCUGUGUGAUGCACUACCUCCUGGUUCCAGCUGCUCAUUUGAGAGUGGCAAGUGUGGAUGGACAGUGUUGGGGGAACAGCACUCCUGGAUCAUAGUGACAUCAGAGGAUCUUUCCAAGAAUGAAGAGUUAUUGGGCUCUGCUCUGAAGGUCACACAAGGACACUUCCUGUUUUUACAACUCCGUAAUAAGCACAUGGAAGGAAGUGCUUCAGUGUCAAGCCUCACUCUACCACCUCCCUCUUCAUCUGAGGACUGUCUGGUUCACUUUUUGCUGUAUCUGUUUGGAGUCUAUAAUGGCACCAUAUCUCUAUUAAUCCAGGACAGUGACAUACAGGAGGGACCUCUUCUGGUUUGGCAACAAGCAGGUAGUUGGAAAAACAACUGGGUGGAGAUCACUGUGCAUCUGCGUGAUAUAUUACACAGUUUCCAUUUGAUCUUGAACGCUACAUGGGGCACAGGUUCAAGGGCUGAUCUUGCUGUUGACAAUAUCGUCUUUGGUGUGUCUUGCUUUGAUUUAGGUAACAGAAGCCCAUCCCUUAGUAACAAGCUCCUGCGGGACACCGAGUCUGCAAGUGAUCUGGGUUUUACUGGCCUGCCUCAUGAACCCCUGAUGUCUGAUGAUUCUGGGAUGACAUGGUUGUUUACAUCCUGUGGAGCCAGUGGCCCUCGUGGGCCAACACCAGCCCAGUGCAAUAGCUCAUACCAGAACAAGAAUCUGAAUGUGACAGUAGGCAAGGAGGGUUCACUAAGGGGGGUUCAGAUGUGGCACGUGCCAGCCACCAACAAAUACAUCAUUUCAGCAUAUGGAGCUGCCGGAGGGAAAGGAGCCAAAAACCACAACAUGCGUUCUCAUGGCAUCAUCGUCUCAGCUGUGUUUCAGCUCAAGAAAGGUGACAUCCUCUACAUUCUGGUUGGCCAGCAGGGGGAGGAUGCUUGCCCAGGGAAGGAUCUUUUAACCCAGCAGAUUUGUUUGGGUGAGUCUUCAGUUAUUGAAGAUGAAUUUAGCGAUCGCACCUUAAACUUGGGUUGGGCCGGUGGAGGUGGAGGAGGAGGUGGGGCCACCUAUGUAUUCAGAAUGGAGAGUGGUACCUUGGUCCCGCUUCUGAUUGCUGCUGGAGGUGGAGGAAAAGCCUACCGAGAGGAUGCAAAAAAGAGUCUAGCUGACAGUCCUCUUGAGCAGUAUGUGAACAGCACUGCUAUUCCAGGCACCAAUGGGAGAACUGGGGCAGCAGGUGGUGGUGGUGGUGGUGGCGGUGGCGGCGGCUGGAGUGACAUCACCAAGCACAGUCAGGCUGGUAAAUCUCUCCUGGAAGGGGCAGAAGGUGGGUCACCAUGUCCCCAAGCUCUUUCCAAAUUGCAGUGGACCACUUUUGGAGGAUUUGGGGGUGGAGGAGGCGCCUGCACUGCUGGAGGGGGUGGCGGUGGUUACAGAGGAGGUGAUGCUGCUGAGACUGAUGACUUGACUGUAGAUGGGCAGGAUGGGAUAUCCUUUGUCAAUCCACUUGGAGAGAUUUUUCUUCAGCCUUUAGCUGCAAUGGAGAGUCAUGGAGAGGUAGAGAUCAAGGUGCUGCUUAACUGUAGUCACUGCCAGUCUGAGAGCUGCAAACGAGAUAAGGAAACCAAAAACAUUAUUUGUCUUUGCGAUGAUGGAGAGAUUCUGGCUAGUGACAAUAUCACUUGUACAGCUCCACGAGGACCUGCUCCUGAGGGACAUUUGUCCUUUCCACUGAUCUUGGCUGUGGUGGCAUCAACUGUGCUGACUGGCAUUGUCCUUGCCUGUGCCAGCCUCACCCUAAUUUACUACAGGAAGAAGAGCCAGCUAGAAGCUGUCCGUAUGCGUCUGCAGAGCCCCGAGUACAAGCUGAGUAAGAUCCGCACUUCCAUCAUUAUGACCGACUACAAUCCCAACUACUGCUUUGCAGGCAAGCCAACAUCUCUAGGAGACCUGAAAGAAGUUCCACGUAGAAACAUCUCCCUUCUCAGGGCCCUAGGUCAUGGAGCAUUUGGUGAGGUAUACGAGGGCCGCGUGUUGGGAAUUCCAGGAGAAAGUGGCCCACUGCAAGUUGCAAUCAAGACACUCCCAGCAAUCUGUUCUGAGCAGGAUGAGAUGGAUUUUCUCAUGGAGGCUCUCAUUAUGAGUAAGUUCAACCAUCAGAACAUUGUGCGCUGCAUUGGAGUGAGUUUGCAGACACUGCCACGCUUCAUUCUGCUUGAGCUGAUGACUGGUGGUGACAUGAAGAGCUUCCUAAGGCAAAAUAGACCUCGACUGACACAAAAGUCAUCACUCUGCAUGUUGGACCUGCUACACAUGGCACGGGACAUUGCCUGUGGCUGCAAGUACUUGGAGGAGAAUCACUUUAUUCACCGAGACAUUGCUGCUCGGAACUGUCUUCUGACUUGCGCCGGAUCUGGAAGAGUAGCCAAGAUUGGUGACUUUGGGAUGGCUCGCGAUAUUUACAGAGCCAGCUACUAUCGGAAAGGGGGACGAGCAAUGUUGCCUGUUAAGUGGAUGCCCCCUGAAGCCUUUUUGGAGGGAGUUUUCACUUCUAAAACAGACACAUGGUCAUUUGGGGUUCUUCUUUGGGAGAUUUUCUCUUUGGGUUACAUGCCAUACCCCUGCAAGACAAACCAAGAGGUUCUGGAAUUUGUUACAAGUGGGGGAAGAAUGGACCCUCCUAAGGGAUGUCCUGGUCCAGUCUACCGCAUCAUGACCCAGUGUUGGCAGCACUGCCCUGAGCACCGGCCCAACUUCUCCACCAUUUUAGAGAGGAUUGACUACUGCACUCAGGACCCUGAUGUCAUCCAUACACUUUUGCCACUUGAGUGCUCCCCUGCGGUGGAGGAAGAGGGUGGUACUGUGAUGCGUCCUGAUAUUUCUGGGGGUGCAGUUCCCAUGCUCGUCACUUCUGCACUGACCUCUGAACCUGAUCUCCAUCCGAAUGGCCAGCAUACUCAAGCCUUCAAACAGAAGAUUAACUUGCAGUGCCCCCUGCAGAAACCACAGGAGUUGUCAGUCCAGAGUGAGAGCUUACGAUGGACAGUGCCCAAGGCAACAAACAGGGGUUCACCUGGGGCUUGGCUCUGCUCAGACCAAGACUCGGCUACCCAUUCAAAUUCAACCAAUCCUAGGCUAAAGAAUAAAACCAAAAACUUGUGGAACCCUACCUAUGGCUCAUGGGUCUUAGAGAGCUUCACCCGCAAAAGCACUCAACAGCAGCAGUUGCCAUUCCAGCACUCAGGAAACACUUCCAACACCACCACCACUGAGAAAGAAGACUCGGGAUUUGAGGGCAAUGGCAGCUCUUCCACCUCAAGUUCCAGAGCUUCACCUUCUUCUCCUCGGGCUUGCCACCCACAAAGUUCCAGCAUGAUGCUACGUGGAGCUGCCAAAGGGGCCACAGUAGGAAUGGAUCUGGUUAAACUUCAGAGCUUUCCCUGUGGAAACGUUAAUUAUGCUUAUGAAGACCAAAACUAUGAGACAGAGAGCCUCCCUCUGAUCAUGAAGGCUUUAGGAGAACCCAGGAGUCAGAUGGUGGGGAGCACUGGCAGUCCCUCACUAGCAAGUGAGCAAGACAGCCAACUAGUCAACAAGGCUGAAAAGCCACCCCGUGACCGGGACUCUGGAUUCUCGUUGUCCGAAGACCUUAGUGUGACUCCCGUGUAGGACUCCCUCACUAGAGACUGGAGAGAAGCCAGUGACGUGAGGAGAUAUCUCCGUGCAGGAGACUUCGUAAUCCAAACCACAAACCUAACAGCAAGCAAUCGCACUUCUACACCUACAGGUUACACGGAUGGCUGUGCGAGACAGUGAUCAGAUGCUAGCUGUCCGGUCACUCACUUUAAUUAUUGGCUUGGUGCUUCUGGGCCCCCUGGUGUGGGGUGCUGAUGAGCUUUUUGAAAGUUCUCGGUUUUGUAUUCCUCCCUUUCACAUAAAGUCAAAUUGAAAUGCAGGACGAAUAUGUACUGUACAUAUGAUAUGAAGGCCACGUCAAAGGUAAUGGACAUACUGGAACUGCCGAGAAACGCCUGACAGUACUGAUGUGUGUGACGUUGGAACCAGUAGCUCCUUCUCUUAUUCGAAUGAGAAAGGACCUCACUUAGCUUAGUCACACAUUCAUAGCUCAGUGUGAGAAAACGGUUGCCAAGGAAAUGUGGGCUUUUAGUGAUGGAGGAGAUGCCAAUGGCGGAUAUUAUUAAAGGAAUUCAUUGUGCCUGUGGGUGCUUGCGGUGUCUGAUGUUGAGUAAAACACCUUAAGGCUAUACUAAAGGCAACAGAAAGCUCAGUGUCGACGUUCGACAAUCAAAGGAGCCUGGGAUACGAUUGUUAAUGGGUCCUGUCAUUUUGAAGUAUUCAGUUGUUUGUGCCCAUUUUCGAAUGUCAAUAUUUAAUUCUUUUGUAAGCAUUUGCUUAUUUUAUCAUCAUUAUGAUGGAGGCCAUUUUGUGUUUUGGAUUUUUAGAUACUGGUCACCAUGUUGUUUACGAUUGCUGUGCCUGCCACCUGUCACGUGACAUACUGAGCCAUCGUUGCUGCACACCGAGGGCAUCCAUACUCGAUAUCCUAGCUUUCUAACUUCCUAGGGAAAUUCAUUUCUUACUUUGGUCUCGACUCUCCUAUUUAACUCUUAAUGCUGUGUAGUGUUUUGUCUUGUCAAAAAUCUCUCUUGCUUUUUCACCAUUCGUCUACUGCUCUGUUUUCUCUCCAAUUCUGUGAGUGCAUCACAACAAUCUCACCUUGUGGCCACAAGAACCUCUGAUGCCAGAUUUGUUCAGAACGACGUGCUGUUGCUGGCUGUUGUGUGUCGCUGCGUUAUGAAUGCCUGGUUUGUGCGGGUGACUUCGCUUUCCGUUCAGUGGUGACACGACUGAUGGGGCUACUAGCUCCGACACUGGGCACUUGAUGAUUCCUGCUGCAUUUGCUCAUUACCUUUAGUACAACCUGUGCACCCAAACAGGCCUCCCCCUAAAAUGGGGACGCUUUGGCGUCCCCCUUCACCAUAGGAGCACUAGGCGUGCCUCUGCCUUAAUCCAAGGACUUGUUUUAAUUAGAUUUGCACGUUGCCACUGGCUUAGAAGCGUAAAACAAGAAAGACGGGCUCAGGUUUAUAGUUGAGAGAGACAGCCCAGAGUGGAGCAUGGGGGCGUCACAAACGCAGCUGUCUAUAUUCUUUAUUAUUUUGAUUGAUUACUGUCUGUCAUUAGGGAAUGACUGGCCAAAAUUAAAUACAUUUCUUAACUUUUAGCAAUUUGUAUUAUUUGUGAAAGAAUAUAUGCACCCAACUGAUUGCAGCACAUAUACACUAUCUUAGGGGGUGGCCAUAGCCCAGCGGAUUUUAGCCUAAGGAGAGGGGAGAUGCCAAAGCCCAAAAAUCGGGACUCGUGCUCGUAGCCGGGUACCAUCUUAGGCAUCACUUAGUUUUACUCCAAGGACCUGCAGGCAUUACUGUGGCAAACAAGAAGAACAGCCAUCGGGAAGCAGUAGAGACCCUCACUGGAAAAAGGUGACACUCUUUUAUGUUGUCUUUGAUUUCUCACGUAUUUACCAGCAUUUUCCUGUAAAGAAUUUCCUUAUUCUGAAUCUUUUCCUUGACGACUGUUUCCAACUGAGGAUAUGAUGGGUACAGAUGUAGAGAAAUGCCCAGACAACUGAGGACAGUAAAAAGAUGAAGUCAAAAGCUGAUUUCUGAAAGUCUUUUUUUUAGUAUAGUAGAACUUAUUUCAACUGUCAAUGUGUCCAUUUUCUACUCCAGCAUUCUCACUUGGAGUAAGUAGUAGGGAGCUGCUGUCAUUGCUUUGUUCUUUUUUGUUUUGCUUUUUUUUAAAGCCUUUUGAAUUUUAAGUAAUGUUUUCCUCUAAAUUAUGAACAACUUUUAGCAUAAUAAAGUCUUUUUUAAUCUC